Penicillium subrubescens is the source of this 1329-nucleotide messenger RNA. RefSeq names its product VHS and GAT domain-containing protein. The transcript is spliced from 5 exons. The record is from RefSeq and is a predicted model, not a curated record. Gene Ontology annotation, biological process: endocytosis; actin filament organization; actin cortical patch localization. Gene Ontology annotation, molecular function: phosphatidylinositol binding; ubiquitin binding. Gene Ontology annotation, cellular component: actin cortical patch. The coding region runs from base 1 to 1329 and encodes 442 amino acids. Lineage: Eukaryota; Fungi; Ascomycota; Eurotiomycetes; Eurotiales; Aspergillaceae.
AUGAAGGGUUUCCUACGCUCGCUGGGCAGUAGCCGCCGCUCUAGUCCCGGCGAUGAUAGCGAACAGGACUAUCCCGAUGACUCACCAGAGGCCAUUCUGCUGCGUGAAAUGAAAACCUUUUGCGAAGCCAGCAACCAGCCCGGUACUCAGCAAGGAAACGAGUUCGUCCAUCUUCCGCGCAUUGUCGAGACCGCCGAAUCGAGUCCCGCCGCUGCCAAAGAAGCCGCGCAUCGCAUCCGCAAAUACCUCUCCAACCCGAGCAACACCCCGAACCACGUCCAAUACAAUGCCAUUAUGCUCAUGCGCAUUUUGGCUGAUAACCCGGGUCACAGCUUCACGCGUCACUUUGACGCCAAGUUUUGCACCACGAUCAAAGAGCUACUGCGCAAUGGCCGGGACUGGCAUGUGCAGCACUAUUUGCGCCAGUACCUAGCCCAGCUGGAGACGAACCGACACUGGGAUGAUGACCUGCAACUGUUACUGCAGACGUGGGCUAAGGAGAAGGCAAAGGGAGGCCGGUCCUUUAUGGAUCGAUAUCCCACUGCAUCCGCGAUGCAAGCAAAUGGGCCCAUGGGACAAUAUCCAGUCCCGCAACCCAUGCGCGCACCAGCGCCGGCUAGAAGCCUGCCAGACCCGGGCGAGCUGGCUGCGCGUAUCGAGGAGGCGAAGAACUCGGCCAAGCUGCUGACGCAGUUUGUUCAGACAACGCCGCAGGCCGAGUUGGAGGAGAAUGAUCUGAUCAAGGAAUUCAUCGACCGGUGCCGGACCUCGUCGCGAUACCUGCAGGGUUAUAUCCAUUCGACCAACCCGGCUCCGGAUGAGGAGACCCUUCUUACUCUGAUCGAGACUAAUGACGAGAUCUCCGUCGCGUUGUCUCACCAGCAGCGCGCUAUGCUGAAGGCGCGCAAGGCUCGCGGGUCGUCCACCCCAACUUCCAAUAUCAACAGUCCAGCUUCGCCAGCCAGCGAGGUCGUAGCAUCGGGCGGUAUAGGCGCACGCCCCGCUGCUGCCGCUGCAGUGGCUACUUCUGUUUCCACAGAACAAACUCCCGGAGUUGAGCCAACAAAACGUGAAUCAAGAAGCCCCGAGGAGCAAUCUGCGCCCGUGGUGGAGCUUCCUUCCACAUUUACUGUGAACCGGUCGACCGCCCUCCGCAGCAACCCCGAGGAAUAUGACUAUAAAUCGUCCGAUUUCGAGGUGCAGAAUCCGUUCGCCGAUGAAAAUGCGGCGAGCGACUCGGACGCAGAGCGGCAUCCGCCACAUGCCACCACGACAGCCACCUCCACUGAUGGACGUGUGCGUGUCCAGCCUAGUGAGCAGGAGCGUUAA